Molecule: messenger RNA, 1200 nt
Organism: Vigna unguiculata (cowpea)
Lineage: Eukaryota; Viridiplantae; Streptophyta; Magnoliopsida; Fabales; Fabaceae
Source: RefSeq, a predicted model, not a curated record
AUGAUUUUUUACAGAUAUGGUCAUUGUUGUAAAGCGAAGUUCAUUGGUGCUUUGAACGAAAAGUUAACUGUCGCACAAAAGGAGUACAUUGCAAGCACCCCGUUUUGGUGGUUUGCGAUGUUAAAGCAAUCAUUGAAGAUAAGUAGAAACGUUUUAUCUCACUUAUGUUGUAGAUGGGUUGAAAGAAGGGGUGGUUUUGAUGUUGGUGGUGCAGUGGUUGAGUUUAGUUUAUUAGACGUUUGUUUAGGGUUAGGAUUGAGGGUGGUCGGUGAAAAAAUUGAUUUAAAUGAGGAAGUUGUGGACAGUGAGACGUGGAAUACUUUUGGGCGUCAAAGAGUUGAUGUUAAGUUCAUAUAUGACUUUUUGAUGAAAUUUGAUGAUGAUGUUGGUGAUGUUGAAUUAUUUUGCAAGCUAUAUGUUGUGUUAGGUAUUUCAGAGUUCUUGCUUGGAAGUAAAAAGGGUUGUGUUUUCCCCGUUAUUUUUAAAGUUGUUGAUGACAUGGAAAAUAUUGGGAAAUAUAAUUGGGGUACAUUAGUGUAUGAGUAUUUGGUGUUUAGCUUGUGUAGUGCUUCGUUGGCGUUGCAGAACGAACCAAGUCGAUUUGAGUUUUAUGUGGUUGGAUGUGCGUAUUUGCUUGAGUUAUGGUCAUUUGAUCAUUUGGUUGUUUGCCAAUCAAUGUUCAAUUGUAAGAUGAACUUGUUCCCACGGUUGUUGUAUUGGAUGAAUGUGAGCGUGGGUGACAAGGUCAUGAAGACUGCGUUUGAUCACGACAUGGCUAUUGUUGAUGUGGCGGUGUCAAAGGAAGAACUUGAUCAUGCUAUUGUAAGAGAAGCAUUUGAACAUUUCGGCACUGAAUUCAAAACCCAAGAAUUGAAGGACAAGGAAGAGCUACAGAGUUUGUUAGAACAUCAUGAAGCCGAGAUAGCUGAUUUGGAACAAUCUAUGUCCGCAUUGGAUGAGUUGGUUGCAAAUUGGAAGGGUCAACAACAGAAGGACGAGGUCCGAGAUGAGGUUGGUGAUGAUGUCUUCAUUGAUCCACGUGCAUCCGUAAUGACUGAUGAAAAAGAUGAUGGUGCACAACAAAGCAAUAUGUAUGACCGUAUGAAGGCCAGACCUAGGAGGCGGUUCAAGAGUGUUGCCACAAAGACACCAUAUUCUGUUUAUGGAAAGAACAAGUUGAAAUCCCUGCAAAUUGGUUAA